UUUUUGCGUCAAAGAUUUUUUAAAAAACGUUUACCGUCCAAAUCACUACUGCCUCACUGCCCAAAUCAUUCACUGACGACAUCACCAGACACAAUUUAUAGUACUAUAAAAGCCGCCCACAAAAUGUUGCUACAAACAAUCAACUCAACUCCUUCGCACUCCACUGCUUCUUCAACUUUAUUGGCGCUCGUCUGUUUCGUCACGAAACGAGACGAAACAGGGAAAAACAUAACGAAACUAACGAAACAACGAAACGAAACGAAACGUUUCGCCCAUGUCUGGUUUUGAUCUAUUUCGGUUGGCAUGUUAAGUUUGAUCGACUUUGGACCAUUCUUGGCUCUCUUCUUUGUUGCUGUCUCGCUUUCUGGAUCCGUGUCCUUGCUCUUCUGCUGCAAAUCAAAAAAGAAGUCAGCAACAAAAAGUCAGAUCCAAAAACAAGCAUUGGUGGAUAGCAGAAAGAGCAAAGACAAUAUUCCUCUAAAGGAGGGAUCAGCACCAGGAGAAAAACCACCAGCAGCAGCAGCAAAAGGAAGGCAGCAGAAACAUCUAAAAACACCACCACCUCAACCAGCAAAAGGAGCAGCGAUUGGUGGCGGAGGCGCUGCUGGGAUAAGAACUGCUGCUUUGUUCACACCACCCCCUAAAGCGCCUGCUGUAGCUGAUCCAACGAAGACCGCAGCAACAAAGCAACCAGCAACACCUCCAAAGCCUGCUGCACCAAAACCUUCUGAUAAGUCAAAGAAAGACGUGCGCGCUGGUGUUGCUGUUCCCGAUGACGACACUGUUCCUGACACUAAACGGAUGGAGGUUUCUGAUUCGUGGCGUCAAAGCAAGCUUAUAAAAUGCCCGAGGAAAUGACACGACGCCGAUUGGACGAUCCAGACUACCAGACCUGGAGGGGAUUGGGGAACAUCUUUGAUGCAUCCAAAAGAACGACAGGAGAUAUGG
Messenger RNA from Meloidogyne enterolobii, 948 nucleotides. NCBI's taxonomy places the organism in Eukaryota, Metazoa, Nematoda, Chromadorea, Rhabditida, Meloidogynidae. The record is from the annotation of a GenBank genome assembly.